AUGGAAAAAAGCUUUGAUAUGUGGUCUCCUUAUAAAGAACUGCUUGUUACCGUUGAAGCAGUACUUUCAAGACCUGAAGGAAAUGUGCCUCCUAAAUUCGUUGAACUUCUUAAAAGACACAAGCAAAAUUUCAUCAAUUUAUUAAAAAAUCCGCCAAAGAAUGCUAAAAGUAGAGAUGAAUUAAAAAAAGGCACUACAGAAGGCAUUACACUACCUGAUGUCGGUCAUCAAAUUCUAUCAAAAGAUCUUGUCGAUGAAGCCCUCAUACUUUCAGAUAUGUAUAAUUUAAAUGAAAUAAUGGCUUUAGAUCUUUUAUGUAUAGCUCAAGCUCAGAUGCCAUAUCAUCCAGGGCUAACAAGAGGCUUGGUCGCAGUUAUUUUAUAUUAUGAUGGAAGGAAAAGCUUAGUCCUCGCAUUACAUUCCUUAGUUGCUGCCAGAAAAGGCUUUAACUUCUCAUCGAAUUGUUCAGAGGAAGUAUCUGAUUUUGUUACUGCUUACACUGAUGAAUUAAUGGAAGAUGGAUUAAUUUCUAAAUUGUUAACUUUGGUCGACACUUUGGAUCUUUAUAAAGAAAUUGAAUUGUUACAGCAAAAUAGAGCUUUAGGUGGCCCGAAACAUCAUAAACAAGUGAUUGAUUUAUUUAAUUCAAUCAAACAAAAUGUAGCAUUUACCAUUUUUAUAUGGUCAGCUCAAUGUGGGUUGCCAAAGGAUCCAACUUUAAAAUUAAUUCACUUAUUGAAAAGAACUAAAAUACAAGAGGAAUCUACAGGCGGUAUUGAUAAUGUUACUUUAACUCUAGAAAUGGCAUUGCUCUAUGCACUGGAUUUAAGUAUUCUGCAAAGACAUGAGGAUAAUGAAGAGAUUGUUAAAAAGUAUCCCCUUUUAGCUGACAAAACCUUUUGUACUACUUUAAUCAGAGAACUAAAUAAUACUUCUUCUUGGGAGUGCAAAGGUUUGGGAGCUUUAACUAGUUUAGCAUGGAGCAUAACUCUUUCAAUUUUUAAAACUCUUCCACAACAUUCAAAUGAUAAUUACGAGGAUGAAGAAGCUGCAAUUGAUGCUGCGAUAAAAUCUAAAGUUUUUAAAUUUUUAAAUAGAACAUUUUAUGAGAAUUCAUUAAUAUACCAGGAAGAAUUUUUUACCAGAAGACUUCAUCAGUUACUAACUGAUUUUAUCGUUUUAAUGCCAUCAAAAGUUGCAGAAUUAAAAAAAAAAGGAGAAGAAUCAUCUAGAAUGACGCAAAUGUAUGCGCAACAGGGUUUGGAAGCUCCUUCGGAUCUUUCUCAUGAUUUCGAGGAUUUACUUCUUGCAGUCGCAAAUUUAUAUGCAAAAGAUCCAUACAAAUUAGAAUUAUGUUUAGAAUAUUGGUGUCCUCCAGAUUCUCAAUCUAAUUAUAGAUAUCAGUCUAGACAAGUAUCACUUUUUCGUUUUGUCAAAAUGUCUGGAGAAACUAUACCAUCAUUAUUUUUUGUACCUUACUUAAAAAUGUUGUGUAGCCUUUCAAAUUCUCCUCAUUCAGCUUGCUUUGCUUACAAAUUAUUAAGGCAAGACGGUCAAUCUUUAGUGAGCUCAACAAUAUCAUGGGAUCACUUCUUUAAUUCUUUAAGCCGAUAUUUUAGUAACUUGCGACAGGAACAUCCUCCCGCCAAUGAUACAGUUUAUAGACAUCGUAAUUAUCCUAAAGGAAUCACUCCACAAGAAGUUCAAGGACUGCACAGUGUUUUAAGUGUUAUUAGAAUGGUAGCUGAGCAAGAUGAGUUUUCGCGGGUGGCUUUGUGCGAAAACCCAAAUUGGUCUCCUCUGACGGUACUUUUGGGUUUAGUCAGUUGUUCGGUUCCUAUAUUGUUAAAAGCCGAUCUUUUGACUACUUUAGCCGCCCUGGCCAAAACCCCAAGUACAGCUGCUACUUUAUGGCAUAAUUUGGAAGCUUCUCAAAUUCUUACUACCAUUCCUAGUACUAGUAGUUAUACACCAAGAGGAAUUAAGACCGAACUGGAUGAAAUAGAAUCAAGAAAUGAAGAAUUCCCUUUAACGAGAGCUCUUCUUCAUCUUUUGGAUGUUUUAACCGAUGUCCCUGUUCCUCGAUUACUCGGUGCAGGUUGUCGUACUCCAGGAUUUGAUCCUUAUUUGCAUUUUAUUAUAGAUUCUGUAUUUUUAAAAUUCAACAACAGGUCUUAUAAAAACCCCGAAGAAAAAUGGCAGGUGGCAACUAGUUGCCUAAAACUUUUGGUUAAGUUUUUGAAGCAAUACGAGCCCCGUAGUGAAGAUUUUUUCGGUGUUAGAGUUGAAGCUCCGGGAGGUGGAACUACUCCAAUUAAUCCACCACCAGGAUACCAUCUAAUGAUAAGCCUGAAUAAUAAAUCAGAGCUUUUGCGACUGGUUCUUCAUUUAAUUGAUGAAGGUGUUCAAAGACUAGAUACGUAUUCGACAUUUCCUGGAAAAGAAGCUUUGGAGAAAAGUAAUCUUUAUUGUUUGGAACUUUUAGACGUUGCAUUAUCUCUUCAAACAAAAUUUUUAUCAUUGGUUACAAACGCAGGAGCUUCUUUACUACUAAUAGGAUUGUCAAAACUUUUACUAGGCGUAAAUCCUAGAAGUGGAAAAACUGAUCACAUGCUUAAUAUUACGAAAUACGUUGUUUACAAUGAAUGGCUGCCGAAACAUUCGUACCAUUCGGUACGAAUUUUAGCAUUUAUUGCUUCUCAACCUUCUACUCAAAUUCAUCUCGUCGGGUUGUUUACCAGUACACCGACAUUGAAAAUAGAAAUACGUCAUGGAUUCGUCGAAUGUUUAGAAGCGGAAGACGAUGAGGAAAAUCCAGAUGAUGAAGAUGACUUUGGUAUAAGAAGCAAAACCAAAGAAAUAAUUUUAAAAUUGCUUCAACAAAGUUUGAAUCUCUCAUCUCCAAAUAUUGCUCUCUAUUUAAUUGGAUUCGAUUUAAACAAAGAUUGUAAAAAAAUGAUUUUUCAGCAGCCUGGAAUUUUACAAACUCCAAGAACUAUAUUACAUUCGUUGCUUCGAAUGUUAAACGACGGAAUCAAAGCCAGAACCGGUAAUUUUACCGUCGUUCCUAAAUCUAAGCUGCUCGAAAUCGGGUAUUGUUUACUGUAUCAACUAUGCUCAAACAGUAAGACCUCGGAACCGAUUUUAAGAUUUUUAAGAUGCUGCCACGAUUUUCUUCCUCGACAUGUGGCUUGUCUACCUUUUAAACCUCAUAAAAAUUCCUCGGAGCGUAAUCAAAUGGCUUGGCUAUUAAAAAUCGUGGCUAUCGAAUUGAAAAUUUGCGCUGCUAAUAAACAAAAUUCUCAAUUGCAAAAUUUAGUAAAUUUACUUAUCGGAGAUCAAUCAGAAGAAGAUGGACGUUCAAUGGUUGAUGAAGAUGACAUCGUUAAUCACAACGCAUUUGAUCCGAGAGUUUUAGACCCGGAUUUUUCACAAAGUUUGAAUUCUUCGACUUCCGGUCAAAAAAGGAACGAUCAAAGAUUUCUCAGAAUAUUAAAUUUAAUCAAUUUCAGUAUUGAAUACAUUCAUACUCCCGAUUGGGAAUUUUUCGAUUCUUCCGAAAUAGAAACAAUAUUAACUCGUUGUGAGGUGCAAGUAAAUCAAGCACUAAAACUAGUCGAUGUCAAAGUUCUUCAUAAAAUACUAACGGAUGAGUUGGCGGCCAUUCAAGGAAGUUCCACGGCUUCACAACGACAAUUGAUUUUAAAUGAAAUUAAAGACGUGUGCGAAUACGCAUUGGCUAAAAAUAAACUGAAAACAAAAGCAACGGCGACUCUGCACUUAAUGGAAGCCUGGAGACAAGUUACCGAAAUCAUUUUUGCAGUUACUCCGAACGAAACUCUUCAAAACGAUUACCGGCAAGAGUUAAUUAUCGAUACUCUUCACAUAUUACUUUAUAAAGUGAUAGCUGCAGAGAAUGUAGUGCCGGAAAUAGCCAGUUUAUCAUCGGGAGUUAUCAUGAUCCUUUUAGUUAAUUUAAGACAGUGCCAAGCUUUAGAACAUCGGGAGAGUAGAGAUUCUGCGACGCGACGAAAUGAAGACACGGGAGAAAUCACGAUCAUGCUUUCAACUCUGCAAGCGAAUUCUAACACUUUAAAAAAUAUCUUUUGCGGAAUAUUGCAAUGGAUAAUCAAUUCAGGAACUGCUUCUCAAAAGCUAAGAGCAAAUCUAUACGGCUCACUUUUGAAUUUCUUGUAUAUAACGUGCGUGGACGUUAACGAGGACGGAGAAGAAGAUUUUGAGGAUGGCGAUAGUCUUUACACCACCAGAUUAGAUAAUUCAAGAUACAGACUUCCUAGCGAUUCUGAAAAUGUAUUGAGAAAAGUUAUAUUGAAAGUUAUUUCUCACUUCGGUGAAGGAUUGGCGGAUGCUCUUUGUCACGAUUGUACAAGAGGUCACGACGUUUGUCGAAUGCUUGCACUUUCCUGCAUGGACGUCCUGAUAGAACUUGAUCCGUUUACAUCGUGGGUGGGCUUUCUAUCCGCCAGAGGAUAUUUACAGCAUUUGAUUGACAGUUUGUUAGAAUCUGAUGAUGAAUUAGUAGAGAUUUGUGCCAACGAUCGCGUGAGCACUCUGAGACCUCUUUACGUUUACGAAUCGAAAUUGGUUUUGUUGAGCAGAAUCGCUUCCACCCGAGACGGCGCCAUUUUGUUGAUUGAACAAAAUGCAAUAAAUUGUCUAUCGUCGAUGAAAGUUUUUGAUUUUCAUCCGAAACCCCUUCUGCCUCACGAGUUAAAAAUCGAAACAGAUUUUGUGCCAUCUCAAAGCGAACGCUUUCAACAAGUUUUGUUUCCGGCGUUAAAUUUGUUCGAUACCAUCGUCACUUCCCUCGGAACCGAAAAUCAUUCCAGCAAUGAAGCAAUAGUUCAUUUUUUGCUCUGUCACGGAGACACCGUCGCAAGCAUAUUAAGAAACGCUUCGCCGCGAUCUUCUUUGGGAAGUUUAAAAGAAGUUGCCAGGUUGACGAGUGUGAUAGCACGAUCUUCAGAAAUAGGACAACUCGAGGAUGCGGUUCAAUUUUUCGACGUCAAUCGACGUCACGGAGCUCAUUCUCCAUAUUUGUUGAAAACUUUAAUGUUGGAUUUGAUUCAAAGAUUCGUCAUUACCGAAGAAUUAAUUCAAGAUAUCUGGGGUAACAGUUCGCUGUCGUCCAAAGUGGAAAACCCGGCAUUCUUCGAAUCGCAAACGGAUGAAAAAAUAGAAACCAUUCUUCAAAUAUCACAAAUAGCGUGCAACCUUUUGGUGCACGUGCGAAACGCCAUUUCUAGCAAAGAUAAAAUCGAUUACAGAGCAACCGAGCCCGUGUUUUGGCCCGGUUUAAUAGAUCAGCAAACAAUAGAUGGGAGAAGUGGGGGGCGGGGUAACGGUGAAAAUCCAUUACUGGGACACAUCGUUCAACAAUUGACCGAAUGCGUGAAUUACUAUCACAGAGAGUCAUCGAUAAUAAGUCAACUUAAUAGAAAAUUAUCGGCCGUACCCAACAUGACGGGUUCGGAACUGCAACAAUUUCUACCCGACAGUCCAAUGUCGAAUGAUAUGAAUUCCGUUAAGGAGGCUCGUUUUUCUGCGUCCAAAGUAAUAAGAAAACGACUGGAUCAGAAAACGUUAGAAUUGGAGCAUUGCUCUUUUCUCAUUGAGAAUUGUUUGUACAUCAUUUGGAGUCAUUUGGAUUUUUUCAUGUUGAGAGCAUUGCCAAAGCCCAAACAAGGAUUCGAUUUCGAUUUGAAUAAAAGUGUUUUAGCAUCUACGAUAUCGAACAAAGACACUUCUCUAAUGAGUGUGACUUGUCAAGAUAUAACAAUAUUAAAAAAUGGUUUAAUCAGUAUUUUCAAUGAAAGUUUCAGUAAAAAAUUAAUAGCGACAAAAGAGGAUUCGGAAAAAGAAAAUAAAGAAUUUUUAACGGCUUUAUUAAGGAGAAUAAAAAGAUUAAUACAGUUUGUGCCUGUCAAAUAA
Pediculus humanus corporis (human body louse) is the source of this 5952-nucleotide messenger RNA. RefSeq lists its product as uncharacterized. The record is from RefSeq and is a predicted model, not a curated record. The transcript is spliced from 4 exons. Gene Ontology annotation, biological process: nuclear pore organization. Gene Ontology annotation, cellular component: nuclear pore; nuclear pore inner ring. NCBI's taxonomy places the organism in Eukaryota, Metazoa, Arthropoda, Insecta, Psocodea, Pediculidae. Gene Ontology annotation, molecular function: structural constituent of nuclear pore. Bases 1 to 5952 code for a protein of 1983 amino acids.